AUGCAUGAGGGAUUAGUCAAUGUGACUGUCAUAUCUGAGUUUCUGCUCAUGGGAUUCCCUGGUGACCAGGUGCUACAGAGAUUCUACGCCUCUGUCUUCUUCCUGGUUUACUUGGCAGCUCUGAUGGGGAACCUGCUCAUUGUCACCCUCACCUCCAUUGACCAGCAGCUCCAGGCCCCCAUGUACUUCUUCCUGAAGAACUUGUCUUUGAUUGACAUCUGCUACAUCUCCACCACUGUCCCCAAGUGCAUCAUGAACACCCUGACCAACAGCCACUCCAUCUCCUUUGUGGGCUGUGCCUCUCAGGUUUUCCUGGUCAUCUUCUUGGCAGGCACAGAGUAUGCUCUCCUGCUAGUGAUGUCCUAUGACCGCUAUGCUGCCAUCUGCCACCCUCUGCACUAUGAGGCCAUCAUGAACAGAGGGGCCUGUGUGCAGAUGGUGACAGUGGCUUGGCUCAGUGGCUGUGUCUAUGGAUCCCUGCAUGUGGCAGGGACAUUCUCUGUGCGUUUCUGUGGCCCCAACACAGUGAAUCAAUUCUUCUGUGAUGUUCCUUCCCUGCUCAUACUGUCUUGUGCUGGGGACCAAAUACUAGAAUAUGCCAUCAUCAUUGCUAGCUGUUGUUUUGAUUUUGGAUGUUUUAUUUUUAUGGCUGUGUCUUAUAUUCAUAUUUUCUCCACUGUCCUGAGAAUUCCAUCUGACAAGGACAGAUUCAAAUCGUUCUCCACCUGCCUUCCCCAUCUCAUUGUGGUAACAAUAUUCCUUAUUUCUCGUGCUGUCACUUACUUAGGUACUAAAUAUAAAUCUAUACCUUCUUUGAAUUUAUUCAUAUCUGUGUUAUACUCUCUGUUACCUCCCAGCCUGAAUCCUCUCAUCUAUAGCCUGAGAAACAAGAACAUGAAGGCAGCCCUCUACAAAAUACUGCCCUUCAAACAUAUGGAAUCUAUGCUAAGUAAAUCAGGUAUUUGUGCCCUUUAUUCCCAGAGAAUACUUUCUACAGACUCUGAUGAGUGUUUAGAACUAAGAAUCUUACCAAACUCUAUAUAUUGUGUUUUUCAACCUGUGCCUGUCUAUGAUGAAGUUUAA
Erinaceus europaeus (western European hedgehog) is the source of this 1083-nucleotide messenger RNA. Its product is annotated as olfactory receptor 14A16-like. NCBI's taxonomy places the organism in Eukaryota, Metazoa, Chordata, Mammalia, Eulipotyphla, Erinaceidae. Gene Ontology annotation, cellular component: membrane. Gene Ontology annotation, biological process: G protein-coupled receptor signaling pathway. The record is from RefSeq and is a predicted model, not a curated record. Bases 1 to 1083 code for a protein of 360 amino acids. Gene Ontology annotation, molecular function: G protein-coupled receptor activity; olfactory receptor activity. The transcript is spliced from 2 exons.